This is a messenger RNA of Aspergillus melleus, 660 nucleotides long. Its product is annotated as NUDIX hydrolase. The transcript has a single exon. Gene Ontology annotation, cellular component: cytosol. Gene Ontology annotation, biological process: NADP+ catabolic process; NAD+ catabolic process. Lineage: Eukaryota; Fungi; Ascomycota; Eurotiomycetes; Eurotiales; Aspergillaceae. The coding region runs from base 1 to 660 and encodes 219 amino acids. Gene Ontology annotation, molecular function: NADH pyrophosphatase activity. The record is from RefSeq and is a predicted model, not a curated record.
AUGACCUCUCAACCCCCAGUCAAACUGAACUACACAUACUCCUCCCAUCUGCACCAAUACGCCCUUUCACUCUCGACCUUCCGCGCCUCCAACCCCCAAUACACGCAUUUCGUAGUCGGCGGCCUCAUCUACUCAUCUACAUGCAACUACAACUGGAACACGCCUGCAUCUCCAACAAACACCAACAAUCCACUCCCCAACUCAUUCCCGAAAUCAAACCCAACUCCACAAACACGAGUACUCCUCCUCCAACGCUCCCAACACGACUCCCUCCCAGGCUUCUGGGAAGGCCCCGGCGGUCUCUGCGAAGUAACAGACGACUCGAUCCUCGCGGGAGCAGCGCGCGAAGUCUACGAAGAGAGCGGACUCCAUGUCUCCCGGUUCGUGGAUCUCAUUGCGGUGGAUGAGUGGACGAGGGUGAAGAGUGACGAGGUGGUUCGGGCGGCGAAGUUUACGUUUCUGGUGGAGGUGGAGGAGGCGGAGACGGUGGGGUGGGAGGAGAUGGUGAAUCUGGAGCCGGAGGAGCAUGAGGAGUUUGUUUGGGCAACGGAGGAGGAGGUUAAGUAUGGGGUGGAGGGGAAUGGGAGUAGGUUGAGGUUUGUGGGCGACCAGGGCAAGACGUUGCUGAGGGGCUUUGGGUUGUUUGAGGGGAGGGAGUGA